AUGCCCGUCCAUGUGCUCGAUGCAGAAGGCGAGGUGAUGAUCACCUUGACCAAACCCAACGAGCCGUUUGCCCCCUAUGACCAUGACCCCACCGAUUCGGAUUCUGAGGCGGAUCCCCACAUUGAGAGGCUCCGUCGGGGGAUCGCCAUGAUCGUAGACGUCGGACUGGUGCCGGACACCUAUCUCACCCCGGAUCUCCGCACCGUCACGGUUCCUCCCGAACCAGAUCGGCAAGAGGCCGAUGGGACGAUCGAUGGUGUUUGGGUCCCCGCUUGGGUCGACGAACCCCGGAAACGAAGGAGCGGGAAGAAGGUUCAGACGGAGGACCAGAGCGACCGGAACGGGAAUCCCUCCGAGGCAGCGGUCAUUCAAUACCAAGCCUCAGCCAAGCAUCUAGCCUCGGCCUCGCCCUUCUUCAAGGCGUUACUCCUGAGUGGCCUCCGGGAAAGCGUCAAGUUCAAGACCGAAGGCUCCGUCACCGUGUCUACCGAGGGCUGGGACGCGAACGCGCUCUUGUACGUGCUGAAAAUCUUGCAUUGCAAGCACCAUGAACUCCCCCGCCAGGUCGAUCUCACCAUGCUGGCCAAGGUGUGUGUGGUCGGGGACUUUUACGGCUGCCAGGAUGCGGUGCGCUUUGCGACGCAGUGCUGGAUUGGCCAGUUGGAGCCCGGGGUGCCCAACACCAAAUAUCGCCCGCUGGUGCUCUGGAUCUGGCUCAGUUACUUCUUCCGGAUGGCGGCGCAAUUCAAAGAAGUCACCUCCAUUGCCAUCACCCAGGGCAAAGGCUUGAUUGAGACCCUGGGUCUCCCGAUCCCAGCCACGAUCAUGGACGCCAUCAACGACCGCCGCCAGGAAGCCAUCACCGAGCUGAUCGACCAUGUCUACGAGGAACGGGACCGAUAUCUGAGCGGGGAGAUGGGAUGUUCCUUUGAGUGUAGCGCGAUGAUGUACGGCGGGAUCGCGAAGAACCUGGUCGAGCACAAGAUGACUCCGGCCGACCUGGAGGCCCCGUUCCACAAUCACAGCUACAUGUCGUUGGUGCGGAUCAUCGAACGGUUCCGCACCCCGCGGUGGUUCGAUGUGGGUGCCUCGCUGAGCAAUUACGGCUACCAGUAUGUGAACCACCAGUGCCGGGAUUCGACCUUGUCUUCCUUGCGAGAUGGCUGGAACGGCUAUGUGGAUGGGCUGGACCUGAAACAAUUCGUCGAGUUGCGUUGAGCGGUCGGAAUUGCAAUAUGCGAGAUAUUUUGUUUUUGAUGCUGUUUCGAAUUUUC
Messenger RNA from Aspergillus ibericus CBS 121593, 1274 nucleotides. RefSeq lists its product as uncharacterized. The transcript has 2 exons. Lineage: Eukaryota; Fungi; Ascomycota; Eurotiomycetes; Eurotiales; Aspergillaceae. Bases 1 to 1218 code for a protein of 405 amino acids. The record is from RefSeq and is a predicted model, not a curated record.